This is a messenger RNA of Oncorhynchus nerka (sockeye salmon), 5645 nucleotides long. It is a transcript of the gene kcnh3, whose product is annotated as potassium voltage-gated channel, subfamily H (eag-related), member 3. NCBI's taxonomy places the organism in Eukaryota, Metazoa, Chordata, Actinopteri, Salmoniformes, Salmonidae. Gene Ontology annotation, biological process: regulation of membrane potential; potassium ion transmembrane transport. The record is from RefSeq and is a predicted model, not a curated record. Gene Ontology annotation, molecular function: voltage-gated potassium channel activity. Gene Ontology annotation, cellular component: plasma membrane.
UUGUCCUGGGUAAUGCCCAGGUGCAAUCCCUCUACCCUAUUGUCUACUGUUCUGAUGGCUUCUGUGAGCUGACCGGCUACGCCCGCGCCGAGCUGAUGCAGAAGAGCUGUGCAUGUCAUUUCCUGUACGGGCCGGAGACCAGCGACCAGCUGACGGCGAAGAUCCAAGGGGUGUUGGACGACAGGGGGGAGUUUAAGACCGAGCUGGUGUUCUACAAGAAAGGAGGUACCCAGUUCUGGUGUCUGCUGGACAUCGUGCCCAUUAAGAAUGAGAAGGGAGAGGUGGUGCUGUUUCUGGUGUCCCACAAGGACAUCACUGACAACAAGAAGGACCGGGACCCAGAGCAAGGCCCCGAGACUGAUGAGGAGACGGGUCUGGAGAUGCACAAGGUCACCCGUCCCCCAGGCUUCAACACCAACCGCAGACGCAGCCGGGCGGUGCUCUACCACCUGUCUGGACACCUGCAGAAACAGGACAAGAGCAAGAUCAAACUCAACAACAACAUGUUUGGGGACAAUCCGCCCAUCCCAGAGUACAAGGUGGCAGCCAUACAGAAAUCCCGAUUAAUUUUGCUCCACUACGGGACCUUCAAGGCUGGCUGGGAUUGGCUAAUCCUGUUGGCUACCUUCUAUGUCGCAGUCACAGUGCCCUAUAAUGUGUGUUUCACUGUGGUGGGGGGACGGGACGAAGGAAGCUCCGCCCCCCGCAGCCCCCCCAGUGUGAGUGACAUCCUGGUGGAGAUCCUGUUUAUGCUGGAUAUCGCGUUGAACUUCCGGACGACCUUUGUGAGCACAUCGGGCCAGGUGGUGUACGACGCUCGUUCCAUCUGUGUGCACUACGUCACCACCUGGCUGUUUGUUGACCUCAUCGCUGCAUUGCCCUUUGACCUGCUCUAUGCAUUUAACGUCAGUGUGUACUUUGGGGUCCACCUGCUGAAGACAGUGCGGUUGCUGCGCCUGCUGAGGCUGCUCCAGAAGCUGGAGCGUUACUCCCAGUACAGUGCUGUGGUCCUCACCCUGCUCAUGUCCAUGUUCGCCCUGCUGGCCCACUGGAUGGCCUGCGUCUGGUACUUCAUCGGACGCAGAGAGAUCGAAAACAGCCCCAACUCCUGGGACAUCGGUUGGCUACACGAAUUGGGAAAGCGUCUGGGCACCCCUUAUUUUGUAUCUCCCCUGGCCACUCUGGCUCCUGAUUUGCUGCACCCUGCAAUCUCCCUGCAUGCCAACAGCAGCCAAUGGAAUGUGUCCGGGUCGGAGCUGGCGGGGCGAGACUCGUGGAACACCAGCCAGUGGAACGUCACGUGGAUGGGGGCUGGGGUGGGGGUCAGGGUGGGUCAGGGUGGAGGGAUGCUGGGUGGGGGUCCGUCAGUGAGGAGCUCCUACGUGACGUCUCUGUACUUCGCUCUGAGCAGUCUGACCAGCGUGGGCUUCGGAAACGUCUCAGCCAACACAGACUCAGAGAAGAUCUUCUCCAUCUGCACCAUGCUCAUAGGAGCCCUGAUGCAUGCGGUGGUGUUUGGUAACGUGACUGCCAUCAUUCAGAGGAUGUACUCUCGGCGCUCCCUCUACCACACCCGUACCAAGGACCUGAAGGACUUCAUCAGGGUCCACCGCCUGCCCAAAGCCCUGGAGCAACGCAUGCUGGAGUGUUUCCAGACCACCUGGUCAGUCAACAACGGCAUCGACGUCAGUGAGUUGUUGAAGGACUUCCCAGAUGAGCUGAGGGCAGACAUCGCCAUGCACCUGAACAAAGAGCUGCUGCAGCUGCCGCUGUUUGAGUCGGCCAGUAGGGGGUGUCUGCGCUCCCUGUCCCUCAUCAUCAAGACGUCAUUCUGCGCCCCGGGGGAGUAUCUCAUCCGCCAGGGAGACGCCCUGCAGGCCAUCUAUUUUGUCUGCUCUGGGUCCAUGGAGGUGCUGAAGGACAACACUGUGCUGGCUAUACUGGGUAAAGGGGACCUGAUUGGCAGUGACUCCCUGACCAAGAAGCAGGUGAUUAAAACGAAUGCCAACGUGAAGGCUCUGACCUACUGUGACCUGCAGUACAUCAGUCUGAAGGGACUGAGGGAGGUUCUCCGGCUCUACCCAGAGUACGCCCAGAAGUUCAUCUCUGAGAUACAACAUGAUCUGACCUAUAACCUCAGAGAGGGUCACGGAGCUGACGUGGACUGGGAGAGUAAUGGAAGUUUGGUGAAGAAGCUGUCUUCCAUUAAGGAAGAUGAGGAGGGUGAUGAAGAGCAGAGCUCUGUGUCGCGUGCCCCUCGUUCACCUCGACGUCUGACCAGGGUUCUCAACUCGCCCCUGCGUUCGCCCCUGCUGCACCCUCGACCCUUCCGCCCCCUCAGAACACACCGCCCCCCCACUCUGCAGAUACCUGUGGUCAGCUUCAGCAGUGCGCCACUGGAGCUUAGUCCAAGGUUUGUGGAUGGUAUUGAGACAGAGAGCAGUGGGAACUCCUCCCAGAAGUUUGAGUUUAGCUCCAGGCUGAUGAGCACUCUCUCCCAGCAAGUCUCUCAUCUCAGCCAGGAGCUAAAGGAAAUGACCCGCCUGCUCCGGCCCCUCCUCCUUGUGGCGCCUCAGCCAAUCCUGACAGCCAUUACGCCCAACCUGACUCCACCCCCCAGCAGUGCCAACAAACCGUCCUCCAACACACCUCUGGUGGUCCCACCUCCAGCCCCGCCCUGCUCCCCGUCGCCCCACCCCCAACGAACGCAGUCCUGCUCACUAUUGGACAUGGACAGUGCUGACACGGGGAAAGUGGGCUUGCCAAGUUGCCUCCUCCCAACCCCCCCUCCACAGAGGCCUCCAGCCCAGACCCAGUCUCCAAUCUCCCCAGAGAGAAGUUCUAAGGACUUACCCCACUCCAACCCCCCUUCCCCUGGGACAGAAGACAUGAGGGGGUCACCCCACCUCUCCAACCACACCACCUCUAGCAACAGUUUCCUUCCCUCUGCCCAGGACAGAUGUACCCUAGCCUCUGGCACCAUGUCCCCCUCCCUCUCUUUCUCCUUGUCCCUCUCCUCCUCCCCCUCCUGCUCUCCCUGCCAGGGUCCCCAUCACUCACGAUCUGGUAGCCACAGCAGGGGCCUGCUCCCCCCGCCCCCCUCCCAGGACAACACGCCCCCGCCUUCCUCCCAUUGCUCCGCUCCUCCGUCACUCAGCUCCUCACCUGGAGACCAUAAGCUGAAGUUGGUCUUCCCCUCUUCCUACUCCACUCCCCUCAUCCCUCCCCUCCCCUCUCCUUACCCCUCGACCCUCUCCCUGGGCCCGUUCUCCCUGGACUCUCUGAGGGGGGAGACGCAGGGGGGCACCAGGCUGGAGGCAGGACACCUGGCGCUGGAGAUGCAGGAGAGGGGAGGAGAGGGGGGGGGGGGACGCUCCCAGAUGAUGGAGCACAUCAGCUACAUGGACGAGGAAGGGCCAGCUCUGUGACAGAGAGGUAGAUGACAUGCAAGUAGAAACAGCAGAAACAGACUGAAGAGAAGAGAGGAGAGUACGUAGCCCGCUCGUCCAGAAUCCAACAUUGAACCUGUGAGACAGACAGGCAGACAGACAGAGAUCAAAAUGACUAUAGGUGGAAACCAAUAGCAUCACUGAAAAAUACCCCACCAGGACAGUAGCAAGACACCAGUUCUAACAGUACUCUGAUCAGGCACUCUGGUCAUGUUAAAGCAACACAUCCUCCUCCGUCUAUGGACUUCAUGAUGUCAUAAGUGAAAUGUGCAUCCCUACUCCUCUUCUGGCCAAAUGUCCCCAACCAACCACCCCUUCAUGACAUCACAGACAGUACAUAGGACUGGGAAUGUAAACUCUAGUUCAACCUCUGUUGUGUGGUUUCAAAAUUAUACUAACAUCUAUUGCUUGAAUAUCAACCACGGCUGACUUCAAAUGAGGAGUUCAUUUAACUUCAACUUAAUGUUUCUUCAGAGUUUCUCUGCUACUUGUUAUAUGGGGGUGAUUUGUUACAUACAUCUCCACAAAGAACACACACACUUGCACUGUGGUCUUACAUUAUGUGACAUCCUAUAAGUCUCAAUCCAGCCUACACACACAAUCAGUUCAGUCCCUCCAACAAGUGGCCAUAUUCAACACAAGACAAUCAGUGAGCUUACAAAACACAUGGAACCAACCAAAACAUGAAGACAACACCGCAGUAGGUCUGGAGGUAGAAGGGAGGGAGCCGGUGUGCCACAGAGGCCAGGUUUAGGUUUAAGAAGCCAUGCAUACGGGUGGGUGAGUGGAAUAUACAGUAGGUCUGGAGGUAGAAGGGAGGGAGCCGGUGUGCCACAGAGGCCAGGUUUAGGUUUAAGAAGCCAUGCAUACGGGUGGGUGAGUGGAAUAUACAGUAGGUCUGGAGGUAGAAGGGAGGGAGCUGGUGUGCCACAGAGGCCAGGUUUAGGUUUAAGAAGCCAUGCAUACGGGUGGGUGAGUGGAAUAUACAGUAGGUCUGGAGGUAGAAGGGAGGGAGCCGGUGUGCCACAGAGGCCAGGUUUAGGUUUAAGAAGCCAUGCAUACGGGUGGGUGAGUGGAAUAUACAGUAGGUCUGGAGGUAGAAGGGAGGGAGCUGGUGUGCCACAGAGGCAAGGUUUAGGUUUAAGAAGCCAUGCAUACGGGUGGGUGAGUGGAAUAUACAGUAAGUCUAUGAGUGACAACCAGACUGUACAGUGAAUGAGUUCCCAUCAACUCCAGCUUUAGGCAUCCAGCCAUUCGUGCCUUCUCCUUGGAACACACACACUGCUAGUUGUAUACAUCAUAUCAUCCACACCUGGUGAUUAUGUUGUGAUUUACCGUUGACCAUUACGAACGCCUCACUUUUAUUUUGAAAGUCAUUUAUUUUAUGUAGAAUGUGUGUUAAACUCUCCUGUUGGAUUCGGGUGUUCUGGCCUUUUUUCAUCCAUCGCUAGUUCAACCAGAGACAUCUCAGCGUCAUAUCAAAGCCCACACGCACCAACACAAGCACACCAGUGGAGGCUGCUGAGGGGAGGAUGGCUAAUAAUGGCUGGAAUGGCAUAAAUGGAAUCAAACACAUUUUAUACCGUUCCAUUCACUCCAUUCCAUCCAUUAAACUCAAUUCAAACCAUUAUUAUGAGCCGUCCUCGCCUCAGCAGCCUCCACUGAAGCACGCGCACACACACACGCACGCAUGGACACGCACACACACACCUGCCAUGUCCGCAGCAUCAUCUGCAUCCCAUGUUUAAGUGUCAACCUCUGGAUGACACAGGUUUAUCCUACAAAGACACAAUGCUCAGACAUUGCUGAAGUGGUCAGAGGACUAAUUGUAUUAGCAUUGUCUGGUGCUCUGUGUACUAGGUGCACUAGAGUUGUUUUUGCGGGGCACAGUCAGAUUGAGAUACUUGUUUCUAUUUUCUGUAACGGGCUGAGGAUGAGGCUGAGGAUGAGACUGAGGAUGAGGCUGAGGAUGCGUGGAGAUGUGUUGGAGGAGUGGCAGACAAAGGGUGCAGGUCCGGGGUCAAGAUGUUAAUGCUUGUCACAGCUAACUGCAUGAGGAAUGUGCUUGUUUCAGAACGAGGGGAGAGGGGGGUGGGCUUACUGUGCUGCCAGAGGUUUGGACAGGCUUAAGAUGUAUUUUAUUAACUCUUACCAACUUAACCAGAAACACGAUACAACAAUAAACAAAGUGUUGUU